ACUGAUGAAGAGUUCCAAAAUGGACAAAACGUCUGGUUUUAUCACGGUGUAAAAGAGUAUAAAGGGACGGUGCUCGUCGGCAGAUAAUCAUCAGCUCUCGGUUCCCUCGUUUCCCAACGCCCACUUGCACCCAUCUCUUCCCACCUCCAUCAACACUGCAAACAUGCCUGCAGGAACUAUGAGAGCACUUUGGUACAACAAGCCACAGGACUUUCUCAUCAAACAAGUACCAAUACCUCAGGUUGGCGACGACGACGUAUUAUUGAAAGUUACAUGCUGCGGUGUCUGUGGAACAGAUGGACACAUUCAUGACGGAGAAUUCAUCUCCACGUUUCCGCUUAUCCCGGGACAUGAAGCCAUCGGAAAGGUGGUAGAAAUGGGAAAGAACGUAAAGGGGUUUGAUAUAGGCGACCGUUGCGUGGCCGAUGUGAGCAUUACUUGUGACAACUGCUUCUACUGUCGACGUGGUCAAUCGCUUCUAUGCGAGGACUUCAAUGCGAGAGGAGUCACGAUGGACGGUGGAUUCGCCGAGUAUAUUGUAUAUCAACAGAAGAAGCUUUACAAGAUUCAUAAUUUAACCGACGAAGAAUCGACACUGCUCGAGCCUGCUGCAUGUGCCAUCCAUGGUCUUGACAAACUUAACCCUCCUGUCGGAAUUGAGGUCUUGCUCCUCGGUGCCGGUCCAACAGGUCUCAUUUUGGCACAGUUGCUCAAGCUCAAUGGAGCAUCGAAGGUCGUGAUCGCAGCGAACAAGGGCGUCAAGAUGGAUAUCGCGAAGGAGCUUGACGCAGCUGACGAAUAUAUUGAAUUGGACAGGCAAAACCCAGGCCCGCAGUGGGAGAAGCUGAAAGCUGAUAAUCCAUAUGGGUUUGAUGUCGUUGUGGAGGCCACAGGAGUUGAGAAACUUGCAAACGAGUCCAUCAACUAUGUGCGACGAGGGGGUACUUUGAUGAUUUAUGGCGUCUACGAAAACAAAGCCCUCGUGCAUUGGCCACCUUCUAAGAUUUUUGGGGACGAAAUCAAGAUCAUUGGAUCGUUCUCACAAACAUACUGCUUCCCUCGUGCUGUUGCUUACCUAGAUAGUGGAAAGAUUCGGGUCAAGGGUAUGGUGACAGACAUUUACAAGCUCGAGGACUUCCAGCAAGCCCUCGACAAGAUGAAUAGUCGCGGAGCACUGAAGAUUGCUAUUAAGCCUUGAGGCUGAUCAUGAGAUGAUGUGGGUGGGCACUGUGCGGCUUAUCCCCUAUUUUUAUAUUUUGUUGAACAAUACCCUUUCACCAUGAUCUCCACCUUUUGUACUGUGAUAGUUUUCGGUGUAUCGAGUAGUCUGUCGCAAUGUUGAUUUUUAUCGCAACCAAGUCAGAUCUUUUGUAUGUGGCUGUUGACUCGGCAGACGCCAGUCCAAUCAUG
This is a messenger RNA of Serpula lacrymans var. lacrymans S7.9, 1410 nucleotides long. RefSeq lists its product as uncharacterized. Gene Ontology annotation, molecular function: zinc ion binding; oxidoreductase activity. The record is from RefSeq and is a predicted model, not a curated record. Bases 164 to 1198 code for a protein of 344 amino acids. The transcript has 8 exons. Lineage: Eukaryota; Fungi; Basidiomycota; Agaricomycetes; Boletales; Serpulaceae.